This is a messenger RNA of Toxotes jaculatrix (banded archerfish), 2406 nucleotides long. It is a transcript of the gene pdcd2l, whose product is annotated as programmed cell death 2-like. Gene Ontology annotation, cellular component: cytoplasm. The transcript has 2 exons. Lineage: Eukaryota; Metazoa; Chordata; Actinopteri; Toxotidae. The record is from RefSeq and is a predicted model, not a curated record. The coding region runs from base 32 to 1126 and encodes 364 amino acids.
GACCUCAGACGCUUAAUCUGACACGUGAGCGAUGGCUUCACCCACCCAGGAGCUGGUCCUGAUCGGUUUGUGUGAUGGAGAGCUCGACCCGAAGCGAUACCAGUCCUCAUAUCUCACCAACAAAGUUGGGGGCCAGCCGGACCGGUUGCCGGUCAUCUCCCGGCAGUCUCCCCGAUGUGGUCGCUGCGGAGCCCCGUUAGCCCAUGUGGCGCAGGUGUAUUGCCCCCUGGAUGGCUCCCCCUACCACAGGAACCUCCACCUGUUCGCGUGCCCAGGUGCAGAGUGCAGCGGCAGGUCAGAGAGUUGGAGGGUGUUACGCUCUCAGUGUCUGGAGACUGAGGUGGCAGCAGCGCAGAAACCCAGCCGACCUGCCCCGGCUCAGGAGGCUCCUCUGUCGGCCACCGACUGGUGUGAAGCCGCUGAUGACUGGGGCAUGAAGGAGGAGGGUGAUGAUGGGUGGGGAGGAGGUGUGAAGAAGGACAGCCAGGUCCAGGAGCAGGCAUCAGUUCCUGAGGCUGAAGCAGAGGGUCCUGCACUCAGUGAGAUGGAUGUCAGCAGCAGACUUCAUGACCUCAGUCUGGGAGAAUCACAUGAGGACGUUUCCGUCUUCCGCCCGUUCUUCAUCAGCGUGGUGGAGGAGUCAGAUCUGUGCGGGGAGGAUGACGACCUGGAGCACGCUCAGGAGCUGCUGAGGGAGUACGAGCGGAGAGAGGGGGUGGUGGUAGGAGAGCUGGACGGCUGUGAGGAGAGUUAUGAGAAGACCAGAGCCAGACACGGAGAUGGCGUCUUCUCUGGGUUCAUGAAGAAGAUCUCACUGUGUCCACAACAGAUCCUGCGCUACUGCCGCGGCGGGAAACCGCUCUUCAUCUCCGAGCCGCCGUCCAACAUGGCUCAGGUGGUUUCAGUGUGCGGCUCCUGUGGAGGAUCCAGGACUUUUGAGCUGCAGCUGAUGCCGGCUCUGGUCAGUCUGCUGCAGAGGACGGACAGCAGCACUGAGACGGAGCUGGAGUUUGGGACGGUCCUGGUUUAUACCUGCACAAAGAGCUGCUGGACAGCAGGAUCAGGAUCAGCUGUGGAGGAGUUCUGCUUUGUUCAGGCAGAUCCGGACCAGCAGCUCUUUAAAUGACUUGAACAGCUGGAUUGGUCUGAUGCUCAUUGUGAACAACAGGAGGAAAGUCUGUAAAGAAAGAAAACAGGUUUGGUUUUGGUGCUUUCAGGGAGAGUAGUGAUGGGGCAGAACACUGCUGCUCCUGCAGGUUUAAACUGUUCCUCCUGCUGUGCAUCUGGUCAUAGCUUCAAACAGUACAGUCGCAGCAGGUGACGACCGACAGCAGAAGAAAUGUAGGUGUAGUAGAAGGUGGAGAGCGUCAGAAAUGUGCUGCAGGUUCAUUUUUGUUAAUCACAUUUCACAGAUCAAACGCUUUCAGCCACUCUUCAUAGUUUAGAGAAGACAGAGUCUGACUGCAGAAAAUGCUGCCACUCAGGAGGGAUGUAACCAACUCAACUUUUCCACAGCACAAGGCCUCGAGCUUGAAAAUGACUUUCAGAGAGAAUAAAUAAAAAGUUUAGAUGCUCUAUCUGGUGACUGGUGGUGAUUUCUAAAAUCCUGGUCACAGUCCUGCUUCUUAUAGGAGGAUAAACUAAAAAUGAUACUUUUUCUAAUGGGUUUUGUUUUGUUUUUUUUGAGCCAGCAGAGGUGAAGAGUGUCACUGCUGUCGCAGCUGUUGACUGUUGUGAGCAUGUUUCAGAGCAGAGCAGCAGAACUUUUCUCCCAGUGCAGAUUUUCCCUUUAAUAACAUUCUCAGCUUCUUUGGUUUGUCCCUGCAGCUUGGCAGAAUUACCUGCGCUGACCUUUGACCUCCCUGUAAUGAAAUGUCAGUGCUCCAUGAACUCCUGAAAGUGCCUCAAAUGUAAUGCGGCAUAAACAACAUUUCCAACAGGAGACUGUGGGCUUUUUGAGACAAAUGUCGAUUUCUGAGCUCCCACGUUGAUCCUGGUUCUCGGAUCCUGAUCGAGCUCAUUUUCACAGAAUAAAUUAUUUUACAACUCACACUCAUCGUUUAUCAAAUUACGUAUGAAAACACAGAACAGACUUUUCUUUUCCUUUUACUUCAACCUUACAAUACAUUUCUAUAAUUCAGUGUCUUAAGAUUCACACCAAAACAGUUGAGGUUGAACAGCAGUAAUGUAAUUCAGCGAAGGAAAUGUAAACAGAGUAAAACCAAGCUAUAAAAAAAAUGUAAAUGAUCAGCUGAAGGACUUUGGUUUUUAAUGGACUGGAUCCUGAGUAUCAAAAAUAGAUUUCUUAAUUAACUGGCCAAUAAAUAAUGACAGGAUUUUCCUCUUUUUUUUGUGUAAUGAUGUUACUGAUUGUUAUGAUUGUGUCAAAUUAAAUCACUGCUCUCA